GUUGACAUCAGGGUAAUCUCUUCCUCCUUUAGAAACCUGCAAGUUGCGGCCACAUAUUUACGAGAGGGAACUAAAGCCGACUGUCCCGUCCCGGACACCGAUCUGUCCUCAGAGGUGCAAAGAUGAACUGCUGUGGUCUGCUGACUGCCCAGAAGGAACCAGUUCCUCUGAAGAGUGUGGAGGUGGAGCUGGAGGUGAGGGACCAUGUGGCUACUGUGGUCUCCACUCUGAACUAUGAGAACAAGGAGGACAAACCGAUAGAGGCUGUUUUUGUCUUCCCUCUGCCUGGAGAUGCUGCUGUGUGUCAUUUCAGUGCCACGAUUGGACAGAAACAGAUUGUAGCUGAGGUGAAGGAGAAGCAGGAGGCUCGUGAGGAUUACGAUGACGCUUUGAGCUCCGGUCAGCAGGCCUUCCUAUUGGAGGAGAGCGAGCAGAGUCCGGACAUCUUCUCUCUGAGUGUGGGCAGUCUGCCUCCAGGAGAGAGCGCCUCCAUCAGGCUGGAGUACGUCACAGAGCUGGCUGUGCAGGCUGAUGACGGGCUGAGGUUCUGUCUGCCCGCUGUGCUCAACCCUCGCUACCAACCUCAGGGAAGCGGAGACAGUGAAGGUGCCAGUGUCCAGGUGACCUCUGUUCCAGCCUCUCUGGUGCCCUACGGUCUGUCUUUCUCUGCCCGAGUGUCCUCUCCUCGUCCAGUCUCUAAAGUAGAGUCCAAGUGUUCCCUGGACCCUCUGCAGUACCUCAACACAGAGCAAACCCAGGCCACGGUGAAGUUGGCUGCAGGACACAAGUUUGACAGAGACGUUGAACUGCUGAUUUAUUACAAAGACGCCCACCAGCCCACUGCUGUGGUGGAGGCAGGACAGGCCUCUGCUGAGCCCGGCUCUCUGAUGGGUGAUCCAGUAGUGAUGCUGAGUCUGUACCCUGAGUUCCCAGAGGCUGUGAUGUCUUCAGUCUCCUCACAUGGAGAGUUUGUGCUCCUAUUGGAUCGAUCUGGAAGUAUGGAUUGUAUUACCAGUGACAGCAACGGGCAAGAAAGUCGCAUUGGCAGUGCCAGGGACACUCUGCUGCUCCUGCUGAAGAGCUUACCAAUGGGCUGUUAUUUCAACAUCUACAGUUUUGGGUCCAGCUACGAGCACAUCUUCCCUAAGAGUGUGGAGUACAGUGAGAAGACCAUGGAGGAGGCUCUGAAGAAAGUCGAGGCGAUGGGCGCGAAUCUGGGAGGGACGGAGAUCCUUGAGCCCCUCAAACACAUCUACAGCCAGCCCUGCAUUCCCGGUCAGCCUAGACAGCUAUUUGUCUUUACUGACGGCGAGGUGGGGAACACCAAAGAAGUUAUCAAUGUUGUGAAGCAGAAUUCAGGUUCCCACAGGUGUUUCUCUUUUGGGAUUGGGGAGGGGGCCAGCUCUGCUCUUAUCAAUGGCUUGGCCAAAGAAGGAGGAGGUCACGCUCAGUUCAUCACAGGAGCUGACAGGAUGCAACCCAAAGUGAUGCAGUCGCUGCGAUUUGCUCUGCAACCAGCCGUGAAGGACAUCUCAGUCACGUGGGAUUUGCCAAAGGGAGUCUGUGCCGCUGUCCUCUCUCCACCAAUCACAGCACUUUUCCACGGUCAGAGGUCACUGGUUUAUGCCCAGCUCACUGGACAGAGCUCAGAGGCAGCAGAGGGCUGUGUGACAGUGAAGUACAGCCUGGCAGGUCAUGCCUCUGAGAGCGAGCUCCACUUCAGUCUCAAACCUGCAGAGGACACUGGAUUAACAGUCCACAGGUUGGCUGCUCGGCUUCUCAUACGCUCCCUGGAGAUGGAGGAGAGUGAGGGUGGAGAGGAGCAAGACAGAGGAGUGAAGAAGAAGGUGGUGGAGCUCAGUGUCCAAUCAGGAGUGAGCAGUGCCUUUACGGCCUUCGUUGCUGUCAACAAACAUGACGGCGAGGCGAUUCAAGGACCUCUGGUGCACAGAGAUGUUCCAGCACCCAUGUGUGGUGGUGGAAUGAUGUAUAUGCAGUGCUGUACGGCGUCUUUUGCCUUUUCAGACUUAGAUUAUGACAAUGCCUGUUUGGACCUAGAAGAUCAAGUGCUAGGCGAAGCAAUGUAUACUAAUGCAGCAUACAGCCUCUGUUCGGACCAAGAUCAAGAGCAACACGCAGAGAUGUCCAGUGAUGAAGACUUAUAUACUGAGGAGGUUCAAGUCCCUGUUCCCAAACAGUCUCGCAGAGACCCUUUGCUGAGGUUGGUCUCCCUCCAGAAGGCGUCUGGCUGCUGGGUGCUAGAUCCAGCUCUGGCUGCAGCCCUGGGAAAGACCAGCAAAGAGGUGGAGAACACAAAACCUUCAGCGGUGAACCAGGAAGUGUGGGCCACAAUUCUGGCUCUGAUCUGGCUUCAUGGUUUCAAGAGGGAUGCUCAGGAAGAGUGGGAGCUUCUGGCUAUGAAGGCUGUGUCAUGGCUCCGCGCUCAGAAUGCAGCAUGUGUGGCAGAGUGUGUGGAAGCUGGAAAUGCUGUGUUGGGAUGUGAGGUGCAGAAAGACACCCUGGGACUCAGCUUUUCAUCCGAGGGGUUUCUCCUUUAGGAUUGGCAGAAGCAGAUUCACUUCAUCCUGCAACCUUCACACUGCACGUUACUGUUUACAUCAUCUACUGUUACAAUAUUGUGUGCCUUAGCAUAGAUGCACUGAGCUUCAUCUAUCCAGGAUCAGCCAUGUCAUAAGAAUUGUUUCAGUGUUGCUUUGUAUUGGAAAUUGCUUCAGUUAAAGAGAAUAAAUAAAGUUGAAGAUUUUAAACUUCA
Molecule: messenger RNA, 2773 nt
Organism: Chelmon rostratus (copperband butterflyfish)
Lineage: Eukaryota; Metazoa; Chordata; Actinopteri; Chaetodontiformes; Chaetodontidae
Product: von Willebrand factor A domain-containing protein 5A-like
Exons: 20
Coding region: 123-2558 (811 amino acids)
Source: RefSeq, a predicted model, not a curated record